GAAACUUGAAAUCUCAAACGAUCAACCAAACUAUCAACGAAACUGGGGACCAUUCGGCAUUGAUAGGGAAAGCUUGAUCAAAUAUUAUACAGUCAUGUCUGAAGACGCAGCAAGCAUUAAUAGGUCUAUAUUCAAUGAGGAGGCCGCAAGCUACGAUGACAAGCACAGGAAGCUCAACGAGAGACUCACUCGUGAGCUCCAGGCACGCCUGGAUUUCAUUGGUGUCAAUUGGGCUUCGGACGACGAAGAUAGCGAUGGAGAGGAAGUAAAAGAUAAUGAUAAAAAGCCCACACGAGAAGUUAGGCUUCUUGACUAUGCCUGCGGUACUGGUAUGAUGUCACGAGCUCUUUUACCUUACACGACGCAAUGUGUUGGCAUGGACAUAUCCGAGAAAAUGGUAGCGGCAUAUAACGCGCGGGCAGAGAACCAGGGUCUCUCCCCCAAUGAAAUGCAUGCUGUUGUUGGUGACCUCGCAUCUGAGAUGGCCGAUGAGACACUCUCAUCCCCAGAGCUUUUCAACUUUGACAUCGCCGUCGUAGGGGGUGGCUUCCAUCACUUUGGGAACCCGGGGCUCGCGGCGAAGAGAUUGGUCGAACGUCUAAAGCCCGGCGGCGUCCUCUUAAUAUGGGAUUUUCUACCCCACGCCCCACGACAAGGACAUCAUCACGAACACCACCACGGCCAUGGCAAAGUAGGCGAGAAAGAGAAAGAGGAAAGUCAUCACAACAUCUACCAUUCCGUCAUGCAUCAUGGUUUCAGCGAGCCACAGAUGAGGGAGAUAUUUACAGCUGCAGGCGCCGGUACGAAUUUCAAACUCGAACACAUCGGUGGUGGCUUUACUAUCGCCGGUCAUGGGCAUCAUAAGGAGGGGCAGAGUACGGCUACGAGCGGCAGCUGGGAUCUUGACCCCAAGGACGGGAGCGGAGAGAAGGGCGAAGACAUCAAAGACAAGGAAGCUUUCCGUCGAGAAGUCUUCUUUGCGAGAGGGACGAAGGGUGGAGAGUAGAUGAACGAGACGUUAGGUUGCACCUCAAUUGAGCUAGAAUGAGAAGAGGAUAUAUGUCGCUUUAGUAUGCUUUCCGGAAAGACUAGAGAGUCAAGGCACGCAGUCCUAGGUCAAAUAGACAGCUCUAGUACCAGAGUUGUUAAUCAUUAUA
Messenger RNA from Xylaria bambusicola, 1157 nucleotides. Its product is annotated as S-adenosyl-L-methionine-dependent methyltransferase. Lineage: Eukaryota; Fungi; Ascomycota; Sordariomycetes; Xylariales; Xylariaceae. The record is from RefSeq and is a predicted model, not a curated record. Bases 95 to 1006 code for a protein of 303 amino acids. The transcript is spliced from 5 exons.